Molecule: messenger RNA, 2334 nt
Organism: Knipowitschia caucasica
Lineage: Eukaryota; Metazoa; Chordata; Actinopteri; Gobiiformes; Gobiidae
Source: the annotation of a GenBank genome assembly
AUGGAUGUGCUGAAAUUACCUGCAACAAAGGAACAACGUGUCAACAACCCCAUUCUCUCCAAGCGAGUGUGCUUCUACAAGAGCGGGGACCCUCAGUUCAACGGCCUGCAGAUGGUCAUCAACAACCGCACGUUUAAGACAUUCGACGCACUCCUGGACAGCUUAUCUAAGAAGGUCCCUCUGCCGUUUGGAGUCCGGAACAUCACCACCCCACGGGGCGUCCACGCUGUCUCCUCGCUGGACGACCUGGAGGAUGGCAAGUCCUACAUUUGUUCAGACCAGCGAAAGGUGAAGCCCAUAAAUCUGUCUUUGGCACGGAAAAAGCCACCUCCCUGGUAUCACGUUCGGCCUGUGAGCUCCCGAAGCCGCACCAUUCAGCAGCCCCGGUUCUACCCCGGCUCCAAACGCCGCAACCUCGAACCUGUGGCGAUGCGGGCCCCGAAACAACUAUUGGUUUUACGCAAUGGAGAUCCAGAACUAAAAUGUUUUGUUCUGCUCCAAAAGAAGACUACACCCACGUUUGAAUCCAUCCUGGAAUAUAUCUCAGAGCUGAUGCAGUUCAAUGUGACAAAACUGCUCACUCCAGAAGGAAGACGUGUUGACGGCCUCCCAGGCUUGAUAAUGUCCUCUGGGAUUGUAGUGGCUGCAGGCAAAGAGAAGUUCAUACCUGCAAACUACAGUUCACAAAAACCUCUCGGACCUACUCGAAUGAGGAUGAAUCGGAGGGGAGUUCGAAGACUAAAGGCUUUAAAUUACAAAAAGAGGUCUUAUGCCAUGAAGCCCCGGAUCCUCUCUCCCUCAUCAGAACGAUACAUUGUGAGGCAGAUCCACAACACUAUGGCAGAGAGCACAUACAGCAUGCCCACAAACUCCAUCGAAAUGGAUUCCAGUCAUGUUCUGGAGUCGGUGGCAGAGUCAGAGGCAGAGAACUUUGCCGGAGUUUGUUGCGUGGAAAGCCAGGACUUUAUGCUACCUGCAGAUGACGACAUUGAAAAGUCCUUCCGAGUGAACCAGGAUGGCAGCAUGACCGUAGAAAUGAAGCUUAGUGAGGACUGUUUCUUGGCUCCUGAACUAGAGCAAGAGAUCAACCAAUCUGAAUCACAGCAAAUGGAUUUACAGCCCCCUGCGACAACCAAGGACAUCCAAGAAGACAUGUGCAUCACGAACCCAACAACAAUCAGCAAUGGAGAAUAUAAUCAGGAGGUCAACAGUGAAGAAGAGAAAAGUUUUGUGUCUCCUUUGAGAACGCCAUCCCCGGGAAAGAAACGACUCCACACAAAACAGGCCUCUGUGGAGAGCAUUACUUCUCUGACUAAAGAAGGCUUUCAGGAGGACAUUGUUGGUUCAUACUACAGGGAACACUUAGAGAAUGGAGAUUUAACUGAGCAGUAUUGCAUGGUCAAACACACCAACUCUCGACCUGUACCUAAACCCAGAAGAGUGGGCUCAGUGGACUCAAAAGAGCAACUUAUACCAACGUACAAAGCAGCUGAAGUGACAGGGAUCUUUCAGAUGGAUUCUAGCGGAGAGGAGGAAGCCACGGCUGAAAACCAGGAGAGCCAAUCAGAAGUGGAAGAUUCAGAUUGUUAUGUAGAACUAAACGUUUGCAAACCCCAAAGUAAAGCAACACUGGAUGAUGAGAGCGAGUCUGGUGCAUCAGAUGCUGAACGAAUGCAGGUGGACUACCUCAGUGGUGUGGAGGUCCACAGAACUGUGGAGGACGUGCCUACAGAUGUAGGUUCUGAGGAAGAGCAGAAAGAAGAACUUAAUGCCAUUGCUGAAGAACCAUUAUCAGAAGAAGGAGAGAUGAGGGCCGCGCUACAAAAACAGCAGUCAGAUAUGGGUGUUGACAGUGGGAACGACCACUGCAGUUUUGAAGACAAUUUCACAAACAAUGACAUCAUCUCAGUGGAUGAAGAAGAAGAGCAAAAGCCAUGCAAAGAAGAGAAAGUUCCAUAUUUGCUCUUCAAGACAGACUCAGAGGAGGAACAAAAGUCUCAGUCGAGGAAAUGCACUUAUUUUUCUCUGCCUCAUUCGAACGACUCCGAUGCAAUCACAGAAGAAUCCGCACACACCAGUGUUAAAGCCGAGGUUUGUAGCGAGUCUAAAGACAAACCAGAGAGCACCAAGAUACACUCUGAGAAAAAUGGGAAACUUUCUGGAGGAGAUUUCCGAAUGAUGGACAACAAGGUUCACCCUCUGGUCAAAGAUUCUCCAGAAGAGGCUGUGGUGGUGCAGCCGCUCAGAGGUCAAGGCGUGAUCAAGUCACCGCAGAUGUCCGGCAACAAGGCCAAUCCCCGCCUCUCUGUUUACACUCAGCUCCUGGUGGCGUGA